Messenger RNA from Dermacentor silvarum, 895 nucleotides. Its product is annotated as chitotriosidase-1-like. Lineage: Eukaryota; Metazoa; Arthropoda; Arachnida; Ixodida; Ixodidae. Gene Ontology annotation, molecular function: chitin binding; chitinase activity. The transcript has 5 exons. Gene Ontology annotation, cellular component: extracellular region. The record is from RefSeq and is a predicted model, not a curated record. Gene Ontology annotation, biological process: carbohydrate metabolic process; chitin catabolic process. The annotation marks the transcript as partial.
CGAAAUACGAACGAUUGAGGCUACAGCGUCCGCUGCUGCGCUUACAGAGAACGCCACGACACGCACGCGUGUUCGGGAACCCGGCUCUUUGCGAGGAAACAACGUCAGCAUGGGGUCGACGCGCUUCGGACACGCAGUUCUAAUCUGGGCUCUCUCCGUCGUAGCUGCAUCGGCCGUAGCAGAAAUAUAUAUCAUAGGUUCACACGAGCCGUCGAACCGUGUUCCGCCAUGGCAGAAAGGAGCGGCGAUGCGGCGUGUCUGCUACUACACCCUACCUCCCACGCUGGACCCCAGCCGUCCAAUGGCCAACCUGUGCACACACCUGGUGUGCGGAUUCGCCGCCGUGCUCGACGACGCGAUGGUGCCGCAGCGUCCGGAAGACCCGAUCCAGUACAGGCGUCUGGUGGCCCUCAAGCUGGCCAACCCUGCGCUCAGGGUGAUGCUGUCCCUUGGCGCGACAGGCUCCGAUGGAGUCUUCAGCGCCAUCAUCGCGGCGCCUGACCGAAGACAAAAGUUUAUGGCAUCCGUCAUAACGGUCCUUCGCGAGUACGGAUUCGACGGGAUCGACAUCGACUGGGAAUUCCCGGGGCAGGGAGCUCCGCCGGAAGAGGACCGGAAGAACUUUGGCCUCUUUCUCAAGGAAGCCCGUGAGUCCUUCAAGAACGAAUCGCGUGCAUCUCACCGCGACGAACUGUUGCUGUCAGUGGCUGUGGCAGCCACGGAGCAGCUCAUCAACACAGGCUACGAUGCCAGGGUCAUAUCGCGGUACGUUGACUUCAUUAAUUUGAUGGCCUACGACUACCACAUGUACAAGCCUUACCUACCGUUCACUGGCCACAACAGUCCCUUGUUUAGACGCAAAGUGGAAGAAAGCAUCUUUUCCACCCUUCACGUG